This is a messenger RNA of Medioppia subpectinata, 3270 nucleotides long. The record is from the annotation of a GenBank genome assembly. Lineage: Eukaryota; Metazoa; Arthropoda; Arachnida; Sarcoptiformes; Oppiidae.
AUGCUUACCUCAGAUAUCGACAAAAUCAAUUCGACCGCCAGAGCACCGACCGAUCAACCGAACUCUCAAUAUCCAUGUCGUGAAUGCAAUAAAGUAUUUAAUAGACAAGAGCGAUUGGCGUCACACAUGGCGUCCCAUCGGCCCCAUCGCUGUACAAUCACUAACUGUGGAAAAGAGUUUAAAUUUAAAGCACAUUUGGCCCGACAUUGCGCUACUUCUCAUGGAUUAGCGAUGAGAUCUGGAAGUCCCCGACCAAUCAUGAAGACUAGGGCCGCCUUUUAUUUGUGCGCAACUCUGGCCGCACGUGUGGCCCGACGUCUUUGCUCAAAGGUCUUGAGACCACGACACGCGACACGCAAUCCGUUUUUGCCCAUUAAUAUCAAUGCCAUUCGUAUCGAAUGUGCGACAAAGUUUGCGAAUGGCAUUCCACCCAUGCCUAAGACAAAGCCCAUCGAAAGGGGAAAUGUUCGCACCAUUUCCCAUAGAUUGGGAACUCCAGAAAUGAUUACGCCUACUUGGCUUAUAUCAACUCCAAAGGAUCAAUUGCCACAACCAGAGAGACUGGCAUUUCCACCGCCGCCCAGAGGAGAAGACGGUCAAUUAGUAUUACCGCGAAUCGUAGCGCCGCCGCCGUCGUCAACACCUGAAGAAUCAAUUAAGACUCAGUGGGGAAUCAAUAACUUGUCUCCCAUUAUGUUAAAAAGGCGAACGUACGAACAAAACGGGUCUCCGGUGCCGCUGAAGAGACGCCAAUUAGCGCCGCCCAGUAUUCUUGGCAAAGCUGUUCCCGAUUUUUACGGAAUGACAAACAGAAAUACAAUCAUCACUCCAAUGAACGGAAGAGCAAAAGUGGCAACAAUUACGAGAGUUGGCGGACGUAAGCAAAUGAUAAGUUGGGUCGACGCUCCCGACGACGUCUACUUCGUGGCCACUGACUCGACCCGUAAACUUCGUCGACAACUAAUCCCGGGAGAGUUGAAACGCGCGGCCCGUAGACCGUGGAGGAGAUGCGGGAAAGCCUUAAGUGUGUCGAACUCUAACUCAAAUAACACGACCAAUAAUACGACUAAUAAUAAUACCAAUAACUCGAACUCAAUCAACUUAGAUGAUCUCUUCCCGUUUGGUGACCAAAAUGAUGACCAAAAGCUUACAGCGGAUGCCGACGACGUCUCGUCACCGGAAUUUCAGUUAUCAGUUAACGACAACGGAAUCAUAUCAUUCUUGACUGAAGUGCCCUCGUUCUUCAAUUCCCAGUUCCCGCUCUCUUAUCCCAUAAUAGCUGUCAUGUAUUCAGAUGUGGACAUAAGAGGGAACGGAUCGACUAAUACGGCUCAAGUGGUGAUCGCGACGAACGGUAACGAAAGUUAUGCCUACUUUCUAUACCCCGUGAAUGGGAUUCAAUGGAUCCAAGGAGACGGCAAAAUCAGUAAUUUACCCGAUGCUCGCACUCAGUCAGGCUUUAUGUCUGGCGACGGACGCGUCUAUACACUCNCGACGAACGGUAACGAAAGUUAUGCCUACUUUCUAUACCCCGUGAAUGGGAUUCAAUGGAUCCAAGGAGACGGCAAAAUCAGUAAUUUACCCGAUGCUCGCACUCAGUCAGGCUUUAUGUCUGGCGACGGACGCGUCUAUACACUCAGGGGCUCCGGAACCGAACAGAUCCGCAAUUUCGAUAGAAUGUCAAAUGUAUUUCGUGCCGGGCUUUGGCUCUUUCAGAUCGGAGAUCUCGGAACCGGUAAUAUUGUUGAGCCCGAUGUGGACGGCGGGUCAAGGCUUCAAAAGCCCGAACUGGACACGUGUGCGACCGCACAACUUCCCUGUCCACCGAACGCAAAGUGCAUUGACUACGCAAAUGGGUUUUGUUGUCUCUGCGCUGAAGACCACUUUGGAAACGGAAGGCAGUGUUUGGCCAAUAGAGACGGCAAAAUCAGUAAUUUACCCGAUGCUCGCACUCAGUCAGGCUUUAUGUCUGGCGACGGACGCGUCUAUACACUCCGGGGCUCCGGAACCGAACAGAUCCGCAAUUUCGAUAGAAUGUCAAAUGUAUUUCGUGCCGGGCUUUGGCUCUUCCAGAUCGGAGAUCUCGGAACCGGUAAUAUUGUUGAGCCCGAUGUGGACGGCGGGGCAAGGCUUCAAAAGCCUGAUCUGGACACAUGUGCGACCGCACAACUUCCCUGUCCGCCAAACGCAAAGUGCAUUGAUUACGCAAAACCCAAAACAACAGAGACGCGACUUCUGGUGAAACCUUUGCCUUCCGUCACAAACCGCUCUCAUUUGGGAAUACAAUUACCAUUCCUUUCAGACACACCUUUGCGUCUCAACGGGAAAGUGAACGCAAAAAUCAAUGACAUUAUCAUCGAUGGCAUCGAUUUGCACGCAUAUAUUGUGGCAGAUGAGGGCCGAACCUAUACAGGCGGAAUAUUUAACAGAUCAGCAGAAGUGGACUUUCCACAGACGGGUCAUCGUAUUUAUAUAACUGAGCAAUUUCUAGGACCAGAUGUUUUUAAUUUUCUUAAAGUUAAUUUACAAAUCCGGGGUUCUAUGCCAUCGGUUCCCUCGAUGUCCAAAGUACUGGUCGACGACUUCUUGGAAGAGUUUACUCGAGUGUCUGCGGGAGUGAUCCGUUCGCACGCAACCCAUUCGUUCAGAUUUGGCGAAACCUCGUUAAGCAUUCCUAUAGUUAUCGACCAAACAAUUACUUACGAAGAAUGCGAAUUCGCGCCCAUCGAUGACAAACUCUCUACACUUCAGUUAGCAAUCGCUCGUAAUUUCAUUGUUUAUGAUAAGGAGGAACAGAUUGUGAGAUAUGCGUCGACCAGUAAAACAUCCUUCUUAUCCGCUGACGACCCGUGCCGUACGGGUAGUACACAAUGCGGUACUCAUAGCAGUUGUGUAGUCGAGGGCUUAAGUUUUAAAUGCAUUUGCGAUCGCGGAUAUCAAACUGAUUUCAUAACUGAUGCUCAAAACGAACUCAGAGUAUCCAAUUGUAUUGAUAUAAACGAAUGCAGUUCUUCGAGACAACACGCGUGCCAUUCAUUUGCUGAUUGUAUUAAUAUCGAGGGCUCGUAUGCGUGUCGAUGCAAAGCCGGCUAUACUGGCGAUGGAUAUCAGUGCCAGAACGGAUAUGUGGGCGACGGACAGGUGUGCAGGAGAAGCGACAGAAUAGAGUCAGAGACAGAGGACUGUCGCACUUAUAACUUAUGUGAUGUAAACGCCGAGUGUUUGGCAAAUCCGUCGACACAACGACACCAAUGCUUCUGUAGAGCGGGU